Planococcus citri (citrus mealybug) is the source of this 5280-nucleotide messenger RNA. RefSeq lists its product as uncharacterized. The coding region runs from base 403 to 2352 and encodes 649 amino acids. The transcript is spliced from 3 exons. NCBI's taxonomy places the organism in Eukaryota, Metazoa, Arthropoda, Insecta, Hemiptera, Pseudococcidae. The record is from RefSeq and is a predicted model, not a curated record.
UUUGGUUUUUAUUCUUAUCAGUGCGAUGUAGUCUUUUUCAUGAAUAUUCCUAGAGCAAAAAUGAUUCUGAAAAUUAUUGUUCGAUAAGUAGUGCUUCGUUUAUCAAGUUUAGAAAAUACUUUCUAUAAUCACCAAUAACUUGAGUGUUGUUCGUUGGUAACUAUUUUCCCCCUGAUAUUGGAACUUUUAAACACCCUGUGACAGAAACCAUCGAAACAAUGGUUCAAAGUCUCAAGUUUCAAAAGUUUUGACUUAUUCUACCGAAACAUUUUUUCAAGGACUGGCUUUCUAAGUUUCUAGCGUUAUUUUGAAUGAAAUCUCUUCUCUAUAAAUCAUUUUGAUGAUUUUCCAAUUAAAUUGAAUUAUUAGAUCUAAUUGCAUAUACCGAAUCAAGAAUAGAAAAUGGCCAAAACCAGUUCUCGCGUUUACGAUCUUACUUAUCCGAGUCCUGUGACACUGAAAGAAAUUUCAGCUAUCGCAGUCGUUGCAGAAUUAUGGCGUGAAGAAAUCGCACAUACUGAUAUCAAGACUGCUCGGAUUAAAUUUUAUUCAGCGAAGGAUAUUCUGCUGAAAAAGAAAAUCCCCAAUGUUCCAUCGACAGUUUACGAUGUACUGGUCAAAUACAUCGACAAGUUCAUAUCAUCAAUUGGCUAUCGUCUAGCCGCUCUAGAUACUCAUUUCCAUGAUUUUGUAUGGGACUGGAAUGGUGCUGUUCAUGAUGUUCGAACGGCCAAACGAAAGAUGCUGUGCGAUCAGCUCUCUGCUAAUGAGAAAUUCGUAAUUGCUUGUCGGUACUGUUUGGAAGAUGAUAUUAGACGACUUUGGCCACGUGUGAGCUCGAACUUCGAUUUAACCCAUAUGGAUUUUGAUAGUACUCCGAUACUGUACUACUGGAUUUGCUGUAUUAGAAACGAACUACACAAUAUACCCAAUCCUGAUGAUAAACCAAUCGAUGAGUUGGUGUUUUAUAGGUGCGAAUUUCGACAUGAGGGCUUUUGUUCCCUCGAGUAUUUUUGGAAUCGUAUAUCCUACGAAAGGCGAUCGCAUGCAACCAUCAUGAUGUCUCGGUACGAUCCCAGUUCAUUCGCUAGGUUCAUUUUACCUAGAUUGGAUGAUUUCCAAUUGGAAACAUUUCUCGCUGAAGAAGGUGCUAAUUUCAUGAUUUCUCUGCUGGCCGAUAACACGCGCACAGUUGUGCGCACAUUCGUACGCUCAGACAGAAUCUCCGUUCUUCCUACUUGGAUGUACAUUAGAAACAAAAUUAGCAGAAGUCAGUUCAUCGAAUUAAUCGAGAAAUUGCUGGGUGAAGAGUCGAAUAUGUUCUCCGAGAAGUCCAAAGAUGAAGUUGAUUUAUGCUGCGAAGUAUGGAAAAAUUCUCCGGAGAAUUUGAAGCGAUCGGCAUUGAAUGAUGUUUUAUUGAAUGAAAGAUCGUUCGACAGACUGACGAGUACAGGGCCAUACAACCCUAGACAAAUGAGAUUCCUGAUCACAGUUCUGUUGGAUGCCAGUUUUGAACAAAGGCACACAUUUUGGUGCAGAAAUUGGCGUAAUUUGAUCACCGGUGCUCGUGUCGAAGAUCUACAAGUAGUAAUGAAGUUAUGUUUCUGUGACGAAAACGAUAUAAGCUCAUUUAAAGAGCAAUACAUGUCUAAAUACGAAAAUAUCGGUCCAUAUUGCGUCAAAGCGCUAAAAGGCGGAUGUUUCGAGGGAUUGAGUAAGUUUUUGUAUUUUUGUUAUUCUGACAAGCAAAAAGCAAGAGAGCUGAAACAACAAUUGUUGAGGUCUAAUUUUCUCGGAGAAAAUUCUAUUCUGUGUUGUGAUAUUAUCCGUUCUUAUCAUAAACAGUUGAAUGCGUUCAUCGAAGAUGCUUUUGAGGACGUCGGUCUUCGUGUUGAAUUCAAAAAUCAAUUCGUUUCAUCGCCUGCAAAUCAAAACUGCUUAUUCGAGUAUAUUCGUGUAGGUGACUUCGGUUAUCUGAUGGAAUUUGUUGAAGCAUUUGUACCCGAAGAACAAGCAUUUCGUGUUUUGAAGCAACGUUUGUUCGAUAAUUUUAAGGAGAGUCUGGUCUCUGGUGAUAUUUAUAACAUGAAGGGUGAUAAUUUACAAAAAUUUCUCGUCUGGUUGUUGGAUAGUGAAGAUGAGAUCGGAAAAUUCAAGCAAUCUUUAUCAGUAGGUGAUAUUUUGUGUAAUGUGGUAUUACAGGUUGAGUUGGUACGUGGGCCUCUCGUUCGUUUUUUGAAAUGCCCCGAUAAGGUAGAUGAUUUUUUGAACUGGUAUUUUGAUAAUGAUGCUGAUGAAAUUCGGAAAAUUAAGGAACGGUACUCUGAUAAGUUGAAGGUGUUCCAUCAUUGAAAAGGGCAUUGUUUCUUGAAACUUUUUUAUGUUCAAAUUAGGCACCAAGAUAAAAUUUACCUAACUUACGUGUGAUUUUUCUUUUAUGACUGCAGCAUUUUUGAUUUUUUCAAUUUUUUGUUUUUUUAUUAUUAUUCAUUUUGUUUUUAUGAAGUUGAUUAAACCAGUUAUAGGUAGAUACUAUUUCAUGAAGCAUUUAUUUUUUUUUUGCUUUUAUUACUGAUAUUAUUUAGUACUAUUAUUCAUUUUGUCUUUAUGAAAUUGUAAAGCUGAUUUUAUUAUUUUAUUAAUUGUGAGGUAUUAAACCAGUUGAGUUAUUGAUGACUAGGUAUUAGUUCAUCAAUUCUUGUGUUCGUGCGGUGGGGUUAUUCCUUGUCCAAUCAGCCAUAUUUUUUUGGUCAAGGUUUUCUGAUUUAGUUCGAUUUUUCCCUCAAGGGUUUCUCUUCGAUAGUCUAGUAAUUUGAUAUUGAUUACUCGAGAAAUAGCCGAACUUAUAAAAUGGAGAGUUCACAUUCGUAUCUCGAUUUUCAAGAAUAGUUCAACUUUGAGCAAAUUUCUCGUCGGUGUCUUCGAGCGAAUACUUCAGAAAUUCAAAAUACGAGUAAAUAAUUAAAAAUUUGAAAAGUUCAAAAAUGAACUUUCAAGGUAAAAGCGAUAUUUGAUAUUUAAAAAUUACUUAGAAAAAAUUGAAUCGCUGUUUUCAAGAGAAUGUGAUUUAACCCGCUCCCUCCCAGGAGGGAAAGGUCUCUAAAUAUCGAUCAAAAUGCAGAGAUUGUCAACCCAAUUUUUGAAAAACUCCAAAAUCUAAUCCCAGAUUCAACAUUUUAAUGUAUCACUGGAUCAAAAUAUUUACAUACUAAUUUUAAAACAAACUUAUCCUCGGGAAUUUUAAAAUGUGGAAAAAUCGAAUAUCACGCUGGAGGAUCCUCUAAUGACCAAACAUGGUAAAAUUCGGUUUGGUGGAGUGGAUUAAAAGUAAUUACUAUUUUCCAUCGAUUUCGGAAAAUAUGAUCCAAAUUCAAACUUUAAAUUCUUCAAAGAUGCUCAAAAAAACAUUUGUGUUGAAAUAUUUGGAUAUAUUGUCGAUAUUUAAAUUCCAUCUUAGUAUAGGUUGCAAUGUUGCAUGAUACUUUUUCCAGUACGUAUUCCCAGAAUUGUGAGUCAAUUUCAAGUUCAUACCUACUUACUCGCUUAAUUUUUUAUAAAUGCUCAGAAAAAAUACCUAUCGAUAGGUAGAGACUUUGAUUUUCUGUCGAAAUUUCAACUUGAUUUGAUCGUGUCUCUGGAUACCUCCCGUUUUCAAAACGAACUGAAAUCAGGCCCCAAAUAUGAGCUCAAAGUUUUCAAAGAAGCCCAAUAAAACAUUUUUUUAAAAAUACAUAUUUGAAUUUUACUCAAAAUUCCAAUCCAUGAAGUAGGUACACAAAAAGAAGUAUUGAUUGAGAUUUUGAUUUUCUGUCAAAAUUCAAAAAUUUCAACCCAUGUCCCAUUUUCGUGAGUCCGAGGUCACGUUUUUUCAAAAACCGCCAAAUCAGGUCCCCAUGGCCCAUGGCCCAUAGACGUCCUAUUUUUGGGUUCAUAAAAUUCUUUAAAAUUUAAAAAAGAUCAAAAAACAUUUUCGUUGAAAUAUUGAGAUUUUUUUUCAAAAUUUCACUUCGUUGUACCUUGUAGUAGGGAGUAGGUAUACCUAAUAGGUACAUAGAUAUAGCAUGGCCUUUUUUCAAAAUUCCCCCAAAAAAAUCCAAAUAUGAAAUAACUAUGCAUAGUGUGACUUAUCAAAUGGAUUCAACGUUCAACUUUUGAUUAGAAUUCAUAAUUUCGGUUGAAUUUUCUUUGAGCGUAUUUGAAGAAUUUUGACUUUUGAGCCCCAAAAUUGAGUGGGUAAUUAAUGAUUGAAUUUCAACGCAAAAUCAACAAAUUUCUAUCAAUUUUUUUGUUUUUGAAUCAUUUGAAUAAUUUUGAGCUGUGAAAUAAUUAUUGAAUUCUGAUUUUUUUUUAGAUUUUUUGAGAAGGGCACAGGGCACGGGUGUCGUGUGACCUCAGACGUCAGACCUGUCAAAAUGGUAAACAUUUCUGUACAUUUUUUUUAGCAAGUUUGAAGAAUUUGGAGCUCCAAAAAUGAGUAAAAGAUUAAAUCUGGGUACUAGUUUUUUACUUUUUUUGAACGGGUUUGAUUUUGAAGAAAUUUUACUUUUUAGGCUCCAACCUAUCUAAUAAAUUGGAUCAUUCAUGUUGGGUAAAAAUUUGACAUGAAGUAAAAUCAUUAAUCAAAAAUGAAAUAUCAAACCUUCUAUUAGAAUUUCUUUCAUCUUUGAAGCACCUAGCACCUUUGAAGAACUACUUUCAGAUUUAAAACUAAAACUAACUAGGUCAAGCUCAAGAUCGAAUUGUGGCCUUUGUGGCACAAAGUGACAAAACUGACAAAAUAAACUAUAAAGGCCUGUUCCCUGUACUGUACAAUAGCGUCAAUAGCUGAAGGUUUUUAUGGUCACUAAAGAUGUGUUCUUUUUGCGCGGAUUUUGGCUUUGGCAGAUUUUCGAGAAUCUGGAUUUUGGCAGAUUUAUAAAUCCACAAGAAUCUGCUUGGGUAGCAGCUUUUGAAAAUGGAUUUUAAGUUUUUAAAACAUAGGAAAGGAAAAAGAACUGAGAACAGAGCGCCUCUCUUGAGUUCUGGCGUCAGUGACGCAACCGGUUUGUCCGGUUCUACUGUUCUACUAAUUACUAACUAAUUACUAAAGUAACCCGGCCGCCUUCCACUCAUAUGGGGUGUUCAGGGUGUUCUGCCUGCGUCUCCUGCGUCUUUCUCCUUUCUCCUUUGUCCUUUUAGAUUGUAUUUGGAUCUAUUUACCGAAUUAUUAUUGUUUAUAUUUAGCGUUGUUCAUUCUUUGUGAAUUUACCGUUUAUUUAAUAUAAUAUUCUUUGAAUUGUU